Indicator indicator is the source of this 669-nucleotide messenger RNA. Its product is annotated as C-type lectin domain family 4 member E-like. The coding region runs from base 1 to 669 and encodes 222 amino acids. Lineage: Eukaryota; Metazoa; Chordata; Aves; Piciformes; Indicatoridae. The record is from RefSeq and is a predicted model, not a curated record. The transcript is spliced from 6 exons.
AUGAAUUGCCGAGGGACAGUCAGUCUUGGAACUGCAAGCCCAACAGAAGAGAGGAGCUGCUCCUGGCUGAACCCCUGGUUCUUCCUUGUUUUUGUCCUUGCCAUCAAAACUGCCUUUGUAACCAUCUGCCUUGUUAUUUUCCUUCAUGGAAACUAUGGCCAAUGCCAGAUUCUGCUCCAGAAUGCUCCAGAAUGGUGCUGCAUUUCCAGUGUACCUGCAGGAAAAAGGGAGAACCAGAUGUGCUGCCCAAAUGGCUGGAGACACUUUCAAGAAAAGUGCUAUUAUCUGUCCACUGAUAAGAUGUCCUGGGUUGAGAGUGAGCAGAACUGCACUGGGAUGGGUUCCCACCUGGUGGUGAUCAACAACAAAGCAGAGCAGGAGUUCCUCUUCAGUUUGGCAAAAGGAGUAUUUACUAAGGACUAUGAAACAAAAUACUACAUAGGCUUAUCUGCUUAUGAAAAUGGGCAAUGGCAGUGGGUGGACCAGACUCCAUAUAAGAAGGCAGACACGUUCUGGAAGCCCGGGGAACCCAAUCUACUCUUUGCAGAAAAAUGUGCUGCAAUUCACGUCAAGGGAAAUACAGACUCCAGCACUUACUAUAAUUGGAAUAACAUCCUUUGCUUCACAAGUUGUUAUCGGAUUUGUGAACUGGCAGCCAAAUUUAUCUAA